Molecule: messenger RNA, 363 nt
Organism: Schizosaccharomyces cryophilus OY26
Lineage: Eukaryota; Fungi; Ascomycota; Schizosaccharomycetes; Schizosaccharomycetales; Schizosaccharomycetaceae
Product: centromere-specific histone H3 CENP-A
Exons: 1
Coding region: 1-363 (120 amino acids)
Cellular component (GO): nucleosome
Molecular function (GO): protein heterodimerization activity; DNA binding; structural constituent of chromatin
Source: RefSeq, a predicted model, not a curated record
AUGGCUAAAAAAUCUUUAAUGGCAGAACCAGGAGAUCCAAUUCCUCAUCCACGUAAAAAAAGGUACCGCCCGGGGACAAUGGCGCUUCGAGAAAUUCGAAAAUAUCAGAGAACAACGGAUUUACUAAUUCAACGUCUUCCAUUCUCUCGUAUUGUCCGUGAAAUCUCAUCAGAGUUUGUUGCAAACUUUUCUACAGACGUUGGGCUUCGAUGGCAAUCAACGGCUUUACAGUGCCUCCAAGAAGCAGCAGAAGCUUUUCUCGUGCAUUUGUUUGAAGAUACGAAUCUUUGUGCUAUUCAUGCCAAGCGUGUAACCAUAAUGCAACGCGAUAUGCAGCUAGCUCGUCGUAUUCGUGGUGCUUGA